Molossus molossus (Pallas's mastiff bat) is the source of this 3039-nucleotide messenger RNA. It is a transcript of the gene ST14, whose product is annotated as ST14 transmembrane serine protease matriptase. The transcript has 19 exons. Gene Ontology annotation, cellular component: membrane. The record is from RefSeq and is a predicted model, not a curated record. Gene Ontology annotation, molecular function: serine-type endopeptidase activity; protein binding. Gene Ontology annotation, biological process: proteolysis. Lineage: Eukaryota; Metazoa; Chordata; Mammalia; Chiroptera; Molossidae. The coding region runs from base 54 to 2618 and encodes 854 amino acids.
CCGGCCGCCCGCGGGGACGCCGCCUCUGAGACCCGCGACCGGCCGCCGGGACCAUGAAGAGCAGUCGGGGUCGCAAGGGCGGAGGGGGCUCCAAGGACCUCGGCGCGGGACUCAAGUACAGCUCGCGGCCGGAGAACAUGAACGGCUUUGAGGAAGGCCUGGAGUUCUUGCCGGUCAACAACACCAAGAAGGUUGAGAAACGAGGCCCCAGGCCCUGGGUGGUGCUGGUGGCUGUGCUUAUCGGCUUCUUGCUCUCGGUCACGGCUGGUUUACUGGUGUGGCACUUCCAGUACCGGAAUGCGCGGGUCCAGAAGGUCUUUAAUGGCUACCUGAGGGUCACAAACGAGAACUUUCUGGAUGCCUAUGAGAACCCAAACUCCACUGAGUUUGCAGAGCUGGCCAGCAAAGUGAAGGAGGCGCUGAAGCUGCUGUACAGUGGGAUCCCGGUCCUGGGUCCCUACCACAAGGAGUCAGCAGUGACUGCCUUCAGCGAGGGCAGCAUCAUCGCCUACUACUGGUCGGAGUUCAGCAUCCCCAGCCACCUGGUGGAGGAGUCCGAGCGCGCCAUGGCCGAGGAGCGUGCCAUCAGGCUGCCGCCCCGCACCCGCACCCUGCACUCCUUCGUGCUGACCUCGGUGGUGGCCUUCCCCACUGACCCCAGAACAGUACAGACCACCCAGGACAACAGAUGCAGAUUCGCCCUGCACGCCCGAGGAGGGGAGCUGACUCGCUUCACCACACCCGGCUUUCCUGACAGCCCCUACCCGGCUUUCGCCCGCUGCCAGUGGACCCUUCGGGGGGAUGCCCACUUUGUGCUGAGCCUCACCUUCCGAAGCUUUGAUGUCGCCGCCUGUGACGACCAUAACAAUGACUGGGUCGUGGUGUAUGACACCCUGAGCCCCGUGGAACCCCGCACGGUGGUGCAGCUGUGUGGCAGCUACCCCCCGUCUUACAACCUGACCUUCAUCUCCUCCCAGAAUGUCCUGCUCGUCACGCUGAUAACCAACACCGAGCGGCGACAUCCUGGCUUUGAAGCUGUGUUCUUCCAGCUGCCGAAGAUGAGCGGCUGUGGAGGCUACUUGCGUGGAGACCAGGGGGCAUUUAGCAGCCCUUACUAUCCGGGCCACUACCCUCCCAACAUCAACUGCACUUGGGACAUCGAGGUGCCCAGCAACCGGAACGUGAAGGUGUUCUUCAAAUUCUUCUACCUGUUCGAGCCCAAUGUGCCCCUGGGCACGUGCUCCAAGGACUACGUGGAGGUCAACGGGGAGAAGUUCUGCGGAGAGCGGCCCGCAUUUGUGGUCGCCAGCAAGAGCAGCAGGAUGACUGUCCGUUUCCAUUCGGACCAGUCCUACACCGACACGGGCUUCUUGGCCGAGUACCUGUCCUACGACUCCAGUGACCCGUGUCCAGGGAAGUUCAUGUGCGCCACGGGGCGCUGCAUCGAGAACCAGCUGCGCUGCGACGGCUGGGCCGACUGUGCCGACUACAGCGACGAGCUCAACUGCAAGUGCAACACCACCUACCAGUUCACCUGCAAGAACAAGUUCUGCAAGCCGCUCUUCUGGGUCUGUGACACGGUGAACGACUGCGGGGACAACAGUGAUGAGCUGCAGUGCAGUUGCCCGGCCGAGAACUUCCAGUGUGGCAAUGGGAAGUGUGUCCCACAGCGCCAGCGGUGCGACGGGAAGGACAGCUGCGGGGACGGGUCCGACGAGGCCGCGUGCGACAGCGAGACCACCGUCACCUGUACCAAGCACACCUACCGCUGCCAAGACGGGCGCUGUGUGAGCAAGAGCAACCCCGAGUGUGACGGGAAGAAGGACUGUAGUGACGGCUCGGAUGAGAGGAACUGCGACUGCGGGCUGCGGCCGUUCAGCAGGCAGUCUCGGGUCGUCGGAGGCAAGGACGCAGAAGAAGGCGAGUGGCCCUGGCAGGUGAGCCUCCACGCCCUGGGCCAGGGCCAUCUGUGCGGGGCUUCGCUCAUCUCUCACAGCUGGAUGGUGUCCGCAGCUCACUGCUUCGACGACGACAGAGGGUUCAAGUACUCCGACCCCACCAUGUGGACGGCCUUCCUGGGCCUGCAUGACCAGAGCAAGCGCAGUGCCUCUGGGGUGCAGAAGCGCAGCCUGAAGCGUGUCAUCACCCACCCUUCCUUCAACGACUUCACCUACGACUACGACAUCGCGCUGCUGGAGCUGGAGCAGCCGGUGGAGUACAGCAGCACCGUGCGGCCCAUCUGCCUGCCCGACUCCUCGCACGUCUUCCCUACUGGCAAGGCCAUCUGGGUCACUGGCUGGGGCCACACCUACGAGGGAGGGACCGUGGUGCUGAUCCUGCAGAAGGGCGAGAUCCGCGUCAUCAACCAAACGACCUGCGAGAAGCUGAUGCCGCAGCAGAUCACCCCGCGCAUGAUGUGCGUGGGCUACCUGAGCGGGGGCGUGGAUGCCUGCCAGGGCGACUCGGGGGGCCCCCUGUCCAGUGUGGAGGAAGAUGGGCGGAUCUUCCAGGCCGGCGUGGUGAGCUGGGGCGAAGGCUGUGCUCAGCGGGACAAGCCAGGUGUCUACACAAGACUCCCCAUAUUUCGGGACUGGAUUAAAGAGCAGACUGGGGUGUAGAAGCAGGGACGGUCCACUGGUCACCUCAACAUGUGCCCCUGCGGGCUGAGCACAGGAUCACUACCUGCACCCCUGCCUCAAGCCCCCCACAGACUGAGCUGAACCCCAGCACUCUGGAGGUGGAGGACUGGCCUGCGGAGCCUCUCACCUCCCUCCAUCUCCGAGGGGGGCUGGAAGGUGGAAGGGAGGGUCCCGGCAAUCCCAGGGAGCAGAGGCCUGCAGACCCUGGCCUGUCCCCUGCAGCCUUCAGCAGCCGAGGUUCUUGAAGACUGGCUUCCUCCCCUCUCUGCUCCAGGAGCAGCUCGUGUUGCCUCUGGGUGGGGCAGGUGGGGCGCUGUGGGCUCCUGGGGACACUUCAGGAAGCCCAGGCCAGACCCUGGAAGACACACAGGUCUAAGAAUUGAAAAUUGUUUUACCAGCU